UACCACCAAGUUGCAUGAGCAUUUGUUCACGCCUUUAAUUGUUCUAUAUAAUACCACACCUACUGAUCUUAGCCGUCACAAAUCAAAUCUACUUGCCUCUAUAAGCUUCUGAUAGAUAUAUGGCAGAAGGGGGCAAAGGAACAUUGCAGGUUUCAGCUGUUUCCAUGAAUCUCAACGGAGAUCGUGAAAAUAGUGCGAUACCGAUCACAACUUCGUUGCCUAUGAACGCUGGAAAAGGCACUUACAGCUACUUCAACAACUCCUGCAGCCAGAGACUGUGCACUGAGGAUGAGAAGAGAAAAUUCAUUGAGGAAAUUGAGCAGAAGCUUGAUAUGAAAAAACUCUUCUCUCUUUCAAACACCAUUCGUCUUGCGGACUUGGGAUGUGCCACUGGACCAAACACUUUCAUGAUAAUUCAAGACAUACUAGAAGCCAUGCAAUGCAAACACCAAUCCCAAUUAUCCCAAUCAUGUCUCAACGAUGAUCAACAUUCUGAUGAUCAUCAAAUGCCUGAAUUUCAAGUCUUCUUUAACGACCAAGAGUCGAAUGACUUCAACACCCUCUUCACCUCUCUCCCACAAGACAGGCAAUACUUUGCAGCCGGCGUGCCCGGUUCUUUCCAUCACCGUUUGUUUCCUGAGUCAUCUAUCCACUUUGUGCAUACCUCAUUAUGUCUCCACUGGAUCUCCAAGUCGCCGGAAGUAUUACAAAACAAGGCCUCUCCGACAUGGAACAAGGGCAGGAUUCACUACACAAGUGCACCGGAUGAAGUAGUUGAGGCUUAUGCGUCCCAGUUUGCGGAGGACAUGGAGAAUUUUUUGAAAGCUAGGGCCAAAGAGCUUGUGCCUGAAGGAAUGAUGGUAAUGAUCUUGGUUGGAAUUCCCAAAGGGAUUCCUUAUUCAGAAAUUCCAAUGGGUAUGAUGUGCAAUUGUUUAUCGUCUAGCCUCAUGGAUAUGGCAAAAGAGGGAAUAAUUGAAGAAAGUGAUGUGGAUUCCUUCAACUUGCCAUUUUAUGCAGCCUCUCUAGAGGAGAUGGAGGAGAUAGUAGAGAAAAACGGGUGUUUUAGGAUAGAGAGAAUGGAGUUGACAAACCCAGCAGCAUAUCUGAAAGGUGGUCCGGUGGACAUACCAGUUUGGGUCACGAAUGUGAGGGCUGCAACGGAGGGAAUGUUUGCCAAACACUUUGGAAGUGAGGUUAUGGAAGAAAUGUUUGGAAGAUUGACCAAUAAACUUGUAGACAUUGCCGAACUCAUAAACUCACGAUGCGAAGUCAAAAGUCAGUUGCUUACUGUUCUCAAGCGCAAAUGACUGACUGAAACUGAAAAUUAAUGUUAUUAGCUUCAUCUUAUUUAAGAAAAUAAAUAUAAGCAAAAGGAGAGAUGAAAUUGGAAUUCAUCAUCAACUGGGAGUCUGGGACUCAUGCUUUUGUGUACAUGUGUAUCAAUUGACGUUAAUAUUCAGAAGCGUAAAAUCCACUUUUGAGUGCCACAAACAAGAA
Molecule: messenger RNA, 1497 nt
Organism: Pyrus x bretschneideri (Chinese white pear)
Lineage: Eukaryota; Viridiplantae; Streptophyta; Magnoliopsida; Rosales; Rosaceae
Product: loganic acid O-methyltransferase
Exons: 3
Coding region: 120-1307 (395 amino acids)
Biological process (GO): methylation
Molecular function (GO): S-adenosylmethionine-dependent methyltransferase activity
Source: RefSeq, a predicted model, not a curated record